This is a messenger RNA of Leopardus geoffroyi (Geoffroy's cat), 1201 nucleotides long. RefSeq names its product synaptonemal complex central element protein 1 (gene SYCE1). Gene Ontology annotation, biological process: synaptonemal complex assembly. The record is from RefSeq and is a predicted model, not a curated record. Gene Ontology annotation, cellular component: synaptonemal complex. Bases 245 to 1135 code for a protein of 296 amino acids. The transcript is spliced from 13 exons. NCBI's taxonomy places the organism in Eukaryota, Metazoa, Chordata, Mammalia, Carnivora, Felidae.
CCUCUCCUUCCUUCCUUCUCAGGACUCACGGGUGCUUUUGCGGUAGUUUGCUUGUCACAGUGGCAAUUCUCUACUGUUCCCAAAUAAACCUGGCUUUUGCCAGUAAAAUAAACGGUAGCUUUAUUUUUAAGGUUGACAGGUGUGAUUAAUUUUAACGAACAGCAGACACAAAAGUCCUACUCUGAGGACUGAGUAGAAGUUGUCUUUAGGGCAGGCCAAGUCCUCACAGAAAAUUGAAGACUUGAUGGAAAUGAUGAAGAAGUUGCAGAAAGCGGGAAGCCUAGAGCCCAGGGUUGAGGUCCUGAUUAAUCGGAUUAAUGAGGUUCAGCAAGCAAAAAAGAAAGCCAGUGAGGAGCUGGGAGAGGCCCGGACUGUUUGGGAGGCCCUGCAGAAGGAAAUGGACUCACUGAGUGGAGAGGAAGUACGUCUGAAAGAGACCUUGAACAAAAAGCAAGAGACCCUAAGGAUCCUCAGACUCCACUGCCAAGAGAAGGAAAGUGAGGCACAGAGGAAGCAGACCAUGCUGCAGGAGUGCAAGGAGCGAAUUUCUGCCCUGAACUCCCAGAUCGAGGACGAGAAGAACAAACAGAGGCAACUGAGGUUGGAUUUUGAGGAACAGCUGGAGGAUCUGAUGGGCCAGCACAAGGACCUCUGGGAGUUCCACAGACCAGAGCAGAUGGCCCAGGAGAUUGGCGCCCUGGACAGCAGCAAGGAGCAAUUGCUCAGGGAAGAGAAGCUCGUGGAAGCAAAGCUGGAGGACGUGAAGCAUCGUCUGUGUUCCCAGUUUGGGGCUGACGGUUGCUCGACCACUGCUGAGGGGCUCUUUCUCCGCAGCCAGGAGGCAGCAGCUGCAGUACAUAUGUUUGAAGAGGAGAACAGGAAGGCCCAGGAGCUCCUAGAGGCUGCUGCCCAGCACCAUGAACAGCUGCAGCAGAAGUGCCAGCAGCUACAGCAAAAGAGGCAGAGGCUUAAGGAAGAGCUGGAAACGCUUGGGGUGCAGAUCCCUGCUCAAGCCCAAAGCAAACAAGAUGAAGGGGCUGGCCCAGGAGAACUUGCCAAUCCUAAGCUCCUAGGAGUCAGCAAGGAGAAAGACCCAGGGCUGCCCACCAAGCAAGGCCGUACUAUGCCCUCCUAGGCAAGGACUCUUUUUGCCUUGGAGCAUAUUCCAUGAACUUCAGGAAAUAAAGGCACUAUUUCAGUA